AUGAUAUCACGUUUGAUACUUUCAAACUUGCCACAUAUACGAUGCUUAUCGACAGUAACCAAUGUCUGGCGUGAGAAAGUCUCUCAAGGUCCUUCAUUGAAAUCUUUCAUUGAACAAACGGUAAAUCAACCAUCAUACGAAACUACUCUUCCACCAUAUCUCAACGAUGUUGAACCAUUUGAUCCGUUGAAUCAUGUCAAACGACGUGUCUAUUUCGAUGUAUACGGUUGUCAGAUGAAUGAAAAUGACACUGAUAUUGCCUAUACAUUUCUUAAUAAGCACGGCGGAUAUGAACGUGUCAAUGAUGAAAACGAUGCUGAUAUUGUUCUAUUAAUGACAUGUAGCAUCCGUGAAGGUGCCGAACAGAAAAUUUGGAAGAAACUACAAUCACUCGGACAUCGAAAAAAGACACGUUCGCCGCAUGCACCACCAUUUCAAAUUGGUGUACUUGGUUGCAUGGCUGAACGGUUAAAAGAAAAAUUGAUCGAACGUGAAAAAGUUGUUGAUGUCGUUUGUGGACCGGAUGCUUAUCGGUCUUUGCCAAACUUACUUGAUCAAACCUUAGUCGAGUCAGAUCAAAAAGGCAUCAACACACUUCUAUCUAUCGAUGAAACAUAUGCUGAUAUAACACCACUACGAUAUGAUACAAAUAAUCGACGUGCUUUUGUUUCAAUUAUGCGAGGGUGUAAUAAUAUGUGUGCUUUUUGUAUUGUACCGUUCACACGUGGACGAGAACGUAGUCGACCUAUGAGCAGUAUACUUGAUGAACUCCGUUAUCUUGUCGAUCUAGGCAUAAAAGAUGUUACUCUACUCGGGCAAAAUGUCAAUAGUUAUUGUGAUAAAUCUGAAGUAAACGUAUCUUUACAUACAACAAAAACACUAUCAAGAGGAUUCAAAGAGAAUUACAAAACAAAUCCCACUAAAGGAUCGAUUCGGUUUGCUACACUUCUUGACCAAGCCUCACAAAUCUCGCCUGAACUUCGAAUACGUUUCACAUCUCCACAUCCAAAAGAUUUCCCGGAUGACUUACUACAUGUGAUGUGCGAUCGUUCAAACAUUUGCAAAUCAAUUCAUUUACCAUGUCAAAGUGGUAGUACUCGAAUACUUGAAUUGAUGCGUCGUGGAUACAGUAAAGAAGCGUAUCUUUCGUUAGUCGAACAUAUUCGUUCAAUUGUGCCAAAUAUUACUUUCUCUUCCGAUUUUAUUGCUGGUUUUUGUACAGAAACUGACGAUGAUCAUCGUGACACAUUAGACGUGAUUGAACGCGUACGAUAUAAUUUUCUCUAUUCGUUUCCGUAUUCGAUGCGAGAAAAAACAAAAGCACAUUAUCAUUUAAAUGAUGAUGUAUCAUUCGAUAUUAAAUCUCGACGACAUUUGGAAAUUCAUGAACUAUUUCGACAUCAUGCGCAUUUGAUAAAUCAAUCUUACAUUGGCCAAAUCCAAUUAUGUCUUGUUGAAGGGCCUAGUAAACGCGCACCCGAUUCGGAAGUCGCCGGAAGAAAUGAUUUCAAUACAAAAGUCAUCUUUUCGAAAUAUUUAUCGAAUAGUGGAGAAAGUUUUCAACCCGGUGAUUACGUUCAAGUUCGCAUUGAUUCAGCAACGUCGCAAACAUUGAAAGGCACACCAAUAAAACGGACGACGUUGAAAGAAUUUGAUUCUUCGUUUUUGAAUGUUUGUUGUUGA
This is a messenger RNA of Adineta ricciae, 1683 nucleotides long. NCBI's taxonomy places the organism in Eukaryota, Metazoa, Rotifera, Eurotatoria, Adinetida, Adinetidae. The record is from the annotation of a GenBank genome assembly.